AUGAACGACCUCAUGACUGACUCCUUCGUCGCCGCCGCGGCCAAGGCGCAACAGGGCGGCGCGGCCGCGGCCGCCCCCGCCGGCGGCGGCGACGACCCGGAGCUCGGCGCGUUCCAGGCCGAGGCGGACGCGGCAAAGACCGAGAUGGCCGCGCUGCGCGACGAGCUGUCCCACCUCCGAUCCGCGCACGAGGCGUCCAAGAAAGCCGUGGCGGGCGCCGGCGAGGCGCGCGCCGCCACGCAGUCGGCGCUCGUCCGCCUCCUCGGUUCCGCGCGGCGCCUCGCCUCCAUGGACCGGCGCGCCCCGGCCCCCGCGGCGCAGGCCGCGGCGGGUCUCAGCCGCCGCGUGCGCGACCUCACCGCGGACGUGCAGGCGCUCCGGCGGCAGGUCUCCGCGGAGCGCCGGAGCGACGCGGCCCGCCGGUACCUCGCCGUGGCCGGGGACGCGCCGACCGAGGAGCAGCUGGACCGCCUCCUGGCCAGCAGCACCGACGACGGUUCUGUUUCCUCCGACGCGGCGAUGCGGGCGGCGCUGCUGUCUGCCGCAGGCGCGGAGCAGGAUGAGGCCGCGAAGGAGGUGGCGGAGGUGGAGCGCGGCCUCGUGGAACUCCAACAGCUGUUCCUGGACAUGGCCGCGCUCGUGGAAGCCCAGGGCGCGCCGCUGGACGACAUCGAGCGGCAGGUGGGCGCGGCGGCCGGCGACGUGGCCGCGGCCGAAGCGGAGCUUAGCGAGGCCCGGCGGCUGCGGGGCGCGGCGCGGCGGAGGCGCGUUUGCCUGGCCGGCGGAAUCGCGGCGCUGCUGCUCGUCGGCAUUGCCGUCGUCGUCGUGGUGGCCCUCGUGCUGGUGCGCAGGGGCGGCGGCGGGAAGCUUGUGCUGCAGCUCGCCGCGGCCUUGCCCGCGCGGUGA
Messenger RNA from Miscanthus lutarioriparius, 906 nucleotides. The record is from the annotation of a GenBank genome assembly. Lineage: Eukaryota; Viridiplantae; Streptophyta; Magnoliopsida; Poales; Poaceae.